Molecule: messenger RNA, 2765 nt
Organism: Schistosoma haematobium
Lineage: Eukaryota; Metazoa; Platyhelminthes; Trematoda; Strigeidida; Schistosomatidae
Product: Chromobox protein 3
Exons: 5
Coding region: 2220-2657 (145 amino acids)
Biological process (GO): negative regulation of transcription by RNA polymerase II; chromatin organization
Cellular component (GO): nucleus; pericentric heterochromatin
Molecular function (GO): chromatin binding
Source: RefSeq, a predicted model, not a curated record
GAUUAUUGGGUUAUUUUUCGAUAACGCCAUCGGAUCUAUGUUUCUCUCCACACCAUCGGUCCAAAACAUGCAGAUUCGAGAGUGUUCCCUAUUGUUAUUAAUGUUAAUAGUUACCAAUAUUGUAAAACGUUAAUCAAGCAACGAAUGCUUUGUAGCAACGCGAAAAUAUAUACCAGUACUGCUGAUGGGCGUGUAGCGUGGCGUCGAGUCGCGGUAGACUAUGAACACCGCUACCAAGAAACACGUGCCAAAUAAAUCCAUAAAAUCCCCCAGGUUAGAUAUCAGCAGGCAGUUAAUGAACCAAGUCGAGAUAUAUUUGCUGGCCGGAGUUACGUGUUUUACUACUAAGGAUUUGUUUACUGCGUUUCGGUUGGAUUGUAGAACAACAUGUGCUUUCCUUAACAUAUAAAGUUUUACGGCUACAAAAAUAUUUAGUUUGGCACAAGACUUCAUGGCAUCUCUUGAUCAGGUAUGUAAAUGACUUAACAUUACAGUUAAACGAACCAAGUGCUUGAACGUCAGUUACAAAGUUAACAUUAGCUGACCUUGCCUCGAAAAUUGCUCAUCCUUAUUUUAAAUGAUUGUUAACACUAUGAAACAUUCGUUGCUUGUGCUGAUAAUUCCCAACUCAGACUUUAGUAAUGUGAACUAUAAUCUUCUUUCUGUCUCUCUACCUAUAGUAAAAUGACUGGUUUGGUGGUUGAAGAUUCAUUAAUGUUAGCCCCGGCACCAUCGGUAAAACCAACUUCGUCAUCGAUUUUAAAUCUUUUCAAAAUGAUUCGAAUUUGCGAACCAGCUUUCGUAAAAAACACAGUUUAUUGUAAAAUGUACGCAUUCCAAGCAGCCGCUGUCAAAAGUUUUCGUGCUUUAUGGUCAGUUCGCCGGGCAUUCAAAUCUUUUGACAGGAAACGUUUCGAAUUUUAUAUUCCAUAUAUGUUAGACCACAUUUAGGGUACUGUAUCCAAGCAGCUAGCCCGUGUCUGGUAAAGGAUACUAACUCCCUUGAGCGUGUCCAGCGUAUGGGAACGAAAUUAGUGAAGGGUCUUUCUAGACUCCCUUAUGAUGAGCGUUUAAAACGCCUAAAUCUUUUCCUCUUGUCGUGUCGUAGGAUACGUGGUGACCUUAUACUGGCAUUUCGUAUCUUUAAUUAUGAUUUGGGUGUUAAUAUGUCUUAUCUUUUUGCUCCCUCCAGCACUAAUAAUCUCCGAGGUCAUAGCAAGAAGGUUCAUAAACCACGAUCUAUUAAACUUAAAGUGGGGUCCUGUUUUACUCAUCGAGUAGUCAAUCAUUGGAACGCCUUACCCGAACAAGUGGUAUCAGCCCCAUCAGUGAAUACUUUUAAGGAAAAGCUGGACCUUCACUGGAAAGCAAUGUGUCAGGAUUAAUACAGGUUCACCAACCUACUAUCCUCAUUACUGAAGACUGAAGACUGAAUAGAUCACAUCGCGUAAUUAUGUGCACAGAUACCAAACCCUGACUACAAUGAUGUGCAUGAGUUAUCCAGUUGUGAAUAUGACGUUGAGUGUAUGCGCAUCAACUGUUUGCGAACUGAAAAACAUGAAUUCUGUGUAGGUUGUCCAUCAUCGGGUUUCAAUAAAUUUGGAAUUCGUUUUACUGAAUACCAUACAUUUUGACUGAAGCAAAAUAUUACUCAUGUAUGACUAAUUUCAUGAUGAAGCAGCUGUUCAUAGAAUGAAAACUUUUAAUGGCAAUGUAUGUUUACUGUGGCCUCAAACAGCAAAAAACGUCCAUCCGCUUCUGAUAGCAUAACAUUCGUCGCUCUCGUAAUUUGUCCGACUAUCGAGUCAAUGGUGAAGUCGUGUUUCAUAUCUCGAACUGAUGAUAAAUUUGGUAUCUAGAAGUGCUGUGGUUGAUCACUAACCUGCCACAAAUCUUCAAAAAACAAGAGAUUUCCAUGCAAAUCUGACGUCAGUAGUUAUCCAUCAGGAAAUUGUCUCACUGAUAAUAAUGUUAUCCCACAAUUUAGUCCAGUAAUCUGACAUAACAAGGAUUUUAGCAGACGUUACGGCCGUAAAAAUAAAGUUUUGGUGACUAAAAUAACUCAACACUAUUAAAGACAAUAUGCCAAGCCUAACCAAAAACUGAAGCGUUACUUGUUACACAUAUCGCAUAAACAUGCAGUUCUUUUAAUGCUCUGUUGUAUUUGAAUACUCAGGGUCGUUUGCCAAGUUGGAAAUUGGUUGUAUGUCGGUGGCUUCAUGGCAAUGCCUGUUCGACAUUGGAAAAACUCAGCCGGAGACGAGGUAGAAUUUGAGGUGGAAGAUAUACUAGAUAUGCGUACAAUCAAUGGAGAACCAGAGUACUUAAUCAAAUGGAAAGGACAUUCUCCUUCAAAAAAUACUUGGGAACCACAGUCCAACUUAAAUUGUCCAGUACUGCUCAGGCGUUUCCUCGAUAAACACGCAGCCAUUGAGCCAACAGUAGCUACUAUUCCUGAAGGCUCUGAACCGUACGGGUUUGAUCGUGGGCUGGCACCUGACUUUAUCAAUAUGGUUACGAAAAAGGACAAUGAACUGUAUUUCCUGAUCAAAUGGAAAGGAAGUCAAGUCCGUGAUGUAGUACCUGCUGCUCAAGCAAACAUUCGGUGUCCACAAAUUGUUAUCAAAUUCUACGAAAGCAUUUUGCAUUUUACUUGAACUAUCUGACCUAAUCAACUCUGUUUUUAUCAAAGAUUCAGUGAACGUUGAUUUCUAUUGUGUUAUAUUUUUGAAAAAUAAUCAGAUAAAUUGUUGUAUACAAUUAAA